Oxyura jamaicensis (ruddy duck) is the source of this 1732-nucleotide messenger RNA. RefSeq names its product homeobox A4 (gene HOXA4). Gene Ontology annotation, cellular component: nucleus. Gene Ontology annotation, biological process: anterior/posterior pattern specification; regulation of transcription by RNA polymerase II; embryonic skeletal system morphogenesis. The transcript is spliced from 2 exons. The record is from RefSeq and is a predicted model, not a curated record. The coding region runs from base 73 to 1008 and encodes 311 amino acids. Gene Ontology annotation, molecular function: DNA-binding transcription factor activity, RNA polymerase II-specific; RNA polymerase II cis-regulatory region sequence-specific DNA binding. Lineage: Eukaryota; Metazoa; Chordata; Aves; Anseriformes; Anatidae.
GGGGAGGGGCCUCGUCGAGCCCAGAAAAACGACAACGCGAGAAAAAUUAGUAUUUUUGCACUUCACAAAUUAAUGACCAUGAGUUCGUUUUUGAUAAACUCCAACUACAUCGAGCCCAAAUUCCCUCCCUGCGAGGAGUACACGCAGCACGGCGGCAGCGCCAGCAGCUCCUCCGCCAGCUACCACCCGCACCCGCACCCGCACCCGCACGCCCCGCCGCCGCCGCCGCCGCCGCCGCCGCCGCACCUGCACGCCGCCGCGCACCCGGGCCCGCCGCUGCCCGAGUACUUCCCCCGACCGCGCAGGGAGCCCGGCUACCAGGCUCCCGCGGCGCCGCCCGGGCCGCCGGGGCCGCCUCCCGAGGCGCUGUACCCGGCGCAGGCACCCUCCUACCCCCAGGCGCCCUACAGCUACAGCAGCGCCGGCAGCGCCGCCCCGGGCCCCGAGCAGCCGCCCCCGGGCGCUUCGCCGCCGCCACCGCCGCCCGCCAAGGGCCACCCCGGGCCGGCCCAGCCCCUGAUCCCCGGCCAUGCCCUGCAGCGCCGCUGCGAAGCGGCCCCCGCCGCUGGGGCCGGCACCGGGGCCGGGUGCCCGCUGCUGCCCGACAAGAGCCUGGCCGGGCUGAAGGGGAAGGAGCCGGUGGUGUACCCCUGGAUGAAGAAGAUCCAUGUGAGCACGGUCAAUCCCAAUUACAACGGAGGGGAGCCCAAGAGGUCUCGCACUGCCUACACCAGACAGCAGGUCCUGGAGCUGGAGAAGGAGUUCCACUUCAACCGCUACCUGACCAGGAGGAGACGCAUCGAGAUCGCGCACACCCUCUGCCUCUCCGAGCGCCAGGUCAAGAUCUGGUUCCAGAACCGGCGCAUGAAGUGGAAGAAAGACCAUAAACUGCCUAACACAAAGAUGCGCUCCUCAAACCAGUCCACACUGAGCCAGCAGUCCAAAGCACAGACACAGGGCCACCCCCAUCCGCUCGAUGGGUCUACACCCAACGCAGCCGCGCUAUAAAUACGGUUAUUAUUAUUAUUAUUAUUUUUAAAUAUAUAUAUAUUUACCUAUCUAUUGGGGUUUUCCAGCUGCCCGUGCUGGUGGCUGGCCGUUUGGACCAAACAACUGUGUAAAACAAAACAGGAGCAGAAAAGGAAGACGAGACGUGCCCAAGAACGGGCACAUGUUUAAACCAAAACCCGGACGAUUGUCUACAUUGUAUAUAGAUAAUGGUUCCAUGCCCAUCAUUUUUUUUCUAUUUAUGGAAACACUCUCAUGCCCUCGGUGUAAGAGAGUGCUGGAUGCUGUCACGGACGGAUUCUCUGUACCUAAGACGGACUCUUUUUUUUUUUUUUUUUUUUUUUUUUUUUUGUAGAGAACACUUUAAAAAUAAAAAGACGGUUAAAACAAAGCCAAGACCUCGUGAGACACUUGUUUAAGACAUUGACUUGAAUAGCGGUCUUUCGUGGCGUGGUCGUGGAUUCCCGUGUGCAUCUGUGUGAGGGUGCACAUACACGUAUGCACACACGCCAACACAGGAAAGCGAGCGAACACGUUCACGGAGGUUAAAAACUCGCGAAAACUGUCCCCUCACGCUGUCUCAAGGGAAGUGUUUUAUGUAUCAAAGGUAACUUAACUGGUUUUAAGUGUAGCCCCCGCUGUAGCUGUGAUAUAUUAGUUUUUCUCCACAUUCCCUGUUGCAUUUAUUUAAAAAAAAAUGCUAUAAAGGCUGUUGCUGUCUUCA